Molecule: messenger RNA, 795 nt
Organism: Penicillium cataractarum
Lineage: Eukaryota; Fungi; Ascomycota; Eurotiomycetes; Eurotiales; Aspergillaceae
Product: mitochondrial 54S ribosomal protein bL21m
Exons: 1
Coding region: 1-795 (264 amino acids)
Cellular component (GO): mitochondrial large ribosomal subunit; ribosome
Molecular function (GO): structural constituent of ribosome
Source: RefSeq, a predicted model, not a curated record
AUGUUCUCACGUUCAGUAUUCCGGAGCCUAGCCGCUGACUUGCGGUUGUCUGCUCCAUCCUCUAUUUCCUCUGCAGCUCCCCUUCGGCAACGAGCUUGCUUGCACCAAACCGCCCUGCUCCGAACACAGCAACAAGAGAUCCAGCCUCAAUCUUCUUCUCCAAACUCCGAAUCAUCAUUGAGUGCUACCCCUCGUGCGCAAACCUCCCAGCCCGAGACUAAGAACGCACCCAAGGUGCCUUCCUACGACCCAUCCUCUCCCUCCUCCAUCCCUCAGACGCGCGCCGAUGUCCCAAUUGCCAAACAACCGGUCGCACCAGCCUUUGAUUCUCCUCUCGAAGUGACCAAGUCCCUCAUGUCGCGCCUCCCGCACCUGGCUGGUCAAUCGCCACACUAUAUCGUUGCAGAGCUGCACGCCCGGCCUUACCUCUUGACGGAGGGUGACCACGUCCGUCUUCCUUUCCUCAUGCCCAAGGUCAAGUCUGGAGACAUUCUCCGCUUCAACCGGGCCACCGCCCUUGGUUCGCGCGAUUUCACAAUGAAGGGCUCGCCGCAUCUCGAUGAACGCCUGUUCGAGUGCCGAGUCCGCGUCACUGGUGUCGAGUCGGAGCCCAUGCGCAUCAAGGAGAAGACGAAGCGGAGACAGCGACACACCAAGCAGGCCCGGAGCAAGCACCGCUAUACGGUUAUGCGGGUGAUGGAAGUUCGGGUGAAGACUCCCGAGGAGUUGUUGGAGGAGGGCGCCGUUGUCAUUGAGGAUAACGAGGAUACCCCUAAAAUUGAGGCUCGGUCAUGA